UGGCGGGCGGAAGCGGGCUGAGCCAGGCCCUGCUCCGCUGCCUGCGCUUCCGGGGGGCCUAGAGUCAGGCUCCAGAGUCUUCCGGUAGGCGGCGCGGGAGGAGUGACAGGCUUGAGGGGACAGGCCAGGCGGAUCCCGUUGUUCCCCAAUGUGAGCAGCGCCUGAGCCCCAGUCAGGCGAAGGCUGCUCGGAGAGGUGGAGCCGGUUGCCGGGCCGGGAACAUGAGGCAGUGUGCGCUCUUCCUGACCAGCUUGGUUCCUAUCGUGCUGGCGCCGCGACCGCCGGACGAGCCGGGCUUCGGCUCCCCUCAGCGACUCGAAAAGCUUGAUUCUCUGCUCUCAGACUACGACAUCCUCUCUUUAUCCAGCAUUCGCCAGCACUCCGUAAGGAAAAGGGAUCUGCAGGCCUCAACACACCUAGAGAUACUACUAACUUUUUCAGCCUUGAACAGGCAUUUUAAAUUAUACCUGACAUCGAGUACUGAACGCUUCUCCCAGAAUUUCAAAGUCGUGGUGGUCGAUGGGGGAGACGAAAGUGAGUACCCCGUCAAGUGGCAGGACUUCUUCAGUGGACACGUGGUUGGUGAACCUGACUCUAGGGUUCUCGCCCACGUAGGAGAUGAUGAUCUUACAGUAAGAAUCAACACAGAUGGGGCAGAAUAUAAUAUAGAGCCACUUUGGAGACUAAUUAAUGAUACUAAAGACAAAAGAGUGUUAGUUUAUAAGUCUGAAGAUAUCAAGAAUGUUUCACGUUUGCAGUCUCCAAAAGUGUGUGGUUAUAUAAAGGCGGAUAAUGAAGAGUUGCUUCCUAAAGGGCUAGUAGACAGAGAGCCGCCUGAUGAGCUUGUUCACCGGGUGAAGAGAAGAGCCGACCCUAAUCCCCUGAGGAACACGUGUAAAUUACUGGUGGUGGCAGAUCAUCGCUUUUAUAAGUACAUGGGCAGAGGGGAAGAGAGCACGACGACAAACUACCUGAUAGAGCUAAUUGACAGAGUUGAUGACAUCUAUCGGAACACUUCAUGGGACAAUGCAGGUUUUAAAGGUUAUGGAAUACAGAUAGAGCAGAUUCGCAUUCUCAAGUCUCCACAAGAGGUAAAACCUGGUGAAAGGCACUACAACAUGGCAAAAAGUUACCCAAAUGAAGAAAAGGAUGCUUGGGAUGUGAAGAUGUUGCUAGAGCAAUUUAGCUUUGAUAUAGCUGAAGAAGCAUCUAAAGUCUGCCUGGCGCAUCUUUUCACUUACCAAGAUUUUGAUAUGGGAACUCUUGGAUUAGCUUAUGUUGGUUCUCCCAGAGCAAACAGUCAUGGAGGUGUUUGUCCAAAGGCUUAUUAUAGUCCAAUUGGAAAGAAAAAUAUCUAUUUAAAUAGUGGUUUGACCAGCACAAAAAAUUAUGGUAAAACCAUCCUUACAAAGGAAGCUGACCUUGUGACAACUCAUGAAUUGGGGCACAAUUUUGGAGCAGAACACGAUCCAGAUGGUUUAGCAGAAUGCGCCCCAAACGAGGACCAGGGAGGAAAAUACGUCAUGUAUCCCAUAGCCGUGAGUGGUGAUCAUGAGAACAACAAGAUGUUUUCAAACUGCAGUAAACAGUCCAUCUAUAAGACCAUUGAAAGUAAGGCCCAGGAGUGUUUUCAAGAGCGCAGCAACAAAGUGUGUGGCAACUCCAGGGUGGAUGAGGGGGAGGAGUGCGACCCCGGCAUCAUGUACCUGAACAACGACACCUGCUGCAACAGCGACUGCACCCUGAGGCCGGGCGUCCAGUGCAGUGAUAGGAAUAGUCCUUGCUGUAAAAACUGUCAGUUCGAGACGGCCCAGAAGAAGUGCCAGGAGGCUAUUAAUGCCACUUGCAAAGGCGUGUCUUACUGCACAGGUAACAGCAGUGAGUGCCCCCCUCCGGGAAACGCCGAGGACGACACGGUGUGCCUGGACCUGGGCAGGUGCAAGGACGGCAAGUGCGUGCCCUUCUGCGAGCGGGAGCAGCGGCUGGAGUCCUGCGCGUGUAACGAAACCGACCACUCGUGCAAGGUGUGCUGCCGGGCCCCCUCAGGCCGUUGCCUGCCCUACGUGGACGCCGAACAGAAGAACUUGUUUUUGAGGAAGGGGAAGCCCUGUACAGUAGGAUUUUGUGACAUGAAUGGCAAGUGUGAGAAGCGAGUGCAGGACGUCAUCGAGCGGUUCUGGGAGUUCAUCGACAAGCUGAGCAUCAAUACUUUCGGGAAGUUCCUGGCAGACAACAUCGUGGGCUCCGUGCUGGUGUUCUCCCUGAUGCUCUGGAUCCCCGUCAGCAUCCUCGUCCACUGCGUGGAUAAGAAGCUGGAUAAGCAGUACGAAUCCCUGUCUCUGCUGCACCCCAGCAAUGUGGAGAUGCUAAGCAGCAUGGAGUCAGCAUCCGUUCGCAUCAUCAAGCCCUUUCCUGCGCCCCAGACCCCAGGCCGCCUGCAGCCCCUGCAGCCCCUGCAGCCCCUGCAGCCCGGCCCCGUGCUGCCCUCUGCGCCUUCGGUGCCUGUGGCUCCAAAACUGGACCACCAGCGGAUGGACACCAUCCAGGAGGACCCCAGCACGGACUCGCACGUGGACGAGGACGGCUUCGAGAAGGACCCUUUCCCCAACAGCAGUGCAGCCGCCAAGUCAUUUGAGGAUCUCACGGACCAUCCGGUGACGAGAAGUGAAAAGGCCUCGUCCUUUAAGCUGCAACGCCAGAGUCGCGUUGACAGCAAGGAAACGGAGUGCUAGUUCAGGGCUGCAUCCGGAGCUCUCGGACUUGGCGUGCAGGAUAUUUUUAUAGAUUUGACCUCAGAUCACUGCAGAGAUCUUGUGAAGAUUUGGGAGAAAAAAGGAAGUGACUUCCCAGCAGAUGCUGGUCAUGAGUUUGGACUUCCUCCACCUCCGUGAGACUGUGUGGGUAGCCCUUUUCCUUUGAAGAGGUAAGGUGAAUCUAGCUUACUUUGAGGCCUUCAGGUUUUAGUCUUUUGAUCUUUAAAAUGUCCCUUAACCUGUGGUGCAAAAGCAGAAACCACAGCUGGAUUAUGUUAUGACAAUUUACGUUUUUGUAAAUUACCUUUAUAUUGAGAACAGCACUGAUUGUGGAGGUGAUCAUAUUUUUAAGGCACUGUAAUGAUCCAAUGAACAUAAAGAGGCAUUUCAUCAGUUUCGUGCGAGGAUAACUGGAACACAGAAUAGAUGGAUUUCUUGCCUUCAGGUAAAGUCCGAGGGCGUAAUGUAACCAAAUCUGCUUUCUGAUGCAGAACCCGGCUCUACGUCCCUGCCAAAGGUGGGUUCAGGUUUGAGGUAUUGCCUAGAACUUAGAGCAGAAGGGAGACCACACAUCUGAAUUUAGGAAUAAACUGGGUUAAUGUUUCUUCCUGUUUCUAAAUGUUCAGAAUUUCUAAUUUCUAGAAUUAAAACAAUCUAGCUUUAUAGUAAAGAUUAUAAAUUACAGCCACAUGAAUUGACAGAAUCCUGCUAACUAACUGUUUAGGGCCAUACCUAGCUGGGCAGUUUUUCUGGGUUUUGUAAGUAUCUUCCUGUCUCUCUAUGGUUGCCACGCUCCUAAAAAACCCACCAUCCACAAAACCUCAACCCUUGAGGACAGGAGGACGGUCGCCUCUUCGCAAACACUAGUGGCCCAGAGGGUGCGUGCGGUUGGGCGCGCUUGCCAAACGAACAGGGUGCGAGGCGCUGGCUGGGGCUCUGUCCUCAGACGAUUGGUCCCUAGACCUUCUGGCUCGCGUGCUUCAGCACUGUCUGCGCUCCCUGCGUGAAGGAUAAAAACCAUCCGGCUGAGUUCUGGUUUCAAAAGCUUUUUCCCCUGCUAAGGACUGCAGUGUGCUCACCAGCCAGCACCCCUUAACAGGUAACUUGUAAGCUUCGAGGGCAAUCAACCAAUCCACCAAACCUGUGACAAAUCACUUUUUUUUUUUUCCCUAAGGACGAUUGUUACGCAGAUACCUGUUACACUAAUACUUGAACUUACACCUUGUGGUAUUUGCUGGCUUUUAACUGGGCCUAAUAUUCUCAUACUUAGUUAUACUUUUGGAAUAUGACGUAAGAUGAGUGGGGUGUGUGGGUGAAUGAGUGAAAUGGUUCUGAGCUGAAUGUAAGAAAAACGACUUUUUUAAUAUAAAAUUGUGACUUUUUAAAGAAA
This is a messenger RNA of Phacochoerus africanus (Common warthog), 4143 nucleotides long. RefSeq names its product ADAM metallopeptidase domain 17 (gene ADAM17). Lineage: Eukaryota; Metazoa; Chordata; Mammalia; Artiodactyla; Suidae. The transcript has 19 exons. Gene Ontology annotation, molecular function: metalloendopeptidase activity. Gene Ontology annotation, biological process: Notch signaling pathway; membrane protein ectodomain proteolysis. The coding region runs from base 222 to 2732 and encodes 836 amino acids. The record is from RefSeq and is a predicted model, not a curated record. Gene Ontology annotation, cellular component: plasma membrane.